AUGAGGCUGUAUAUCGUAUUGUCACUGCUGAUCUGCACGAUAUGCUACUCGCAUGCCAAGUCAGCUCAAGGACAGCGUGUAUUGAUGAUUUUGAACGACGUCAAGGACUCGAAUUCAAAAUAUUCUAAAUUCACUCAAUCAUUAUCUCAACGAGGCUUCUCAAUUACAACCAAAGCUGCCACUGACUCAUCACUGGCUUUAAUAAAAUAUGAAGAAAAGGUUGCUGAUCAUUUGAUUAUACUAUCAUCUGAAGCUGAAUCAUACGGAAACGACUUAACAGUCGGUGCAAUCAUCGAAUACGUAAAUGCCGGGGGAAACGUCCUCGUAGCAGGUUCAACCUCCAUAUCCGAAACUCUUCGAGACUUGGCCCUCGAAUUCUCUGCCGACUUUGACGAACCUGGUCGUAACGUACUCGAUGCAUUCUCGUCUCCCAUAACAGAAAAUCCAGCUAGAAUCACGUCAUCACACUACAUUGCCAACCCACAUAUACUACCAUCAUCAAUCACAGCUUCAACUAUACUGUUUGAAGGUGUAGGACAUCGAUUGACGGGUCGUAAUCCGUUUAUUAUCCCUGUAUUGACUGGCUCUGCUUCAUCGUAUACUGGUGUAAAAGAUGGCGGUGUGGAUGCGUCUUCUGUGCUAGGGACCAAUAAUGUGUUGGUGUCUGCUCUACAAGCUAGGAAUAAUGCUAGAGUCAUCUUUGCUGGAUCCGCUCUCAUGUUUUCGGACGAGCUUUGGGAUGCUAAGGUUGAUGGGAAACCGGUCGGUAAUGCUCAAUUCGCUAUUGAAUUGACUAAAUGGGCCUUCCAUGAAAAGGGUGUUCUCAAGGUCCGCAAAUUCUGUCACCAUGAAAAGAAUGGAACUCAACAAUUAGGAACAUAUCAUCAAGGUCCUACGUACAGGAUCAAGGACUACUUUACAUACGAAAUCGACAUUUCCAAAUACGAAUCCGACGAAUGGAAACCCUUCACAACCAAUGACCUUCUCCUCGAAGCAAUAAUGAUUGACCCAUACGUCCGCAUACCCCUCAAACCAACAACAUCACACACACCAUCCGCAUACCCAGAUGCACAAUACUAUGAAGCAACCUUCCAACUACCAGACGUAUACGGCGUAUUCACAUUCAAAGUAGAUUAUAAACGACAUGGAUUGACGUGGCUCUUGGCUUCUGAUACUGUACCUAUAAGACCAUUCAGGCAUGACGAGUACCCGAGAUUUAUUGCUGCUGCUAAUCCGUAUUAUGUGAAUAGCUUUAGUCUGAUGAUUGGGUUUUUGCUUGUGUGUUUGCUUUGGAUGUAUCAUCGUGAACCCCUUGUAAAGGAAAAGGCUGCAUAA
Synchytrium microbalum is the source of this 1335-nucleotide messenger RNA. It is a transcript of the gene STT3, whose product is annotated as dolichyl-diphosphooligosaccharide---protein glycotransferase. The transcript is spliced from 5 exons. The record is from RefSeq and is a predicted model, not a curated record. Gene Ontology annotation, cellular component: endoplasmic reticulum membrane; oligosaccharyltransferase complex. Bases 1 to 1335 code for a protein of 444 amino acids. Lineage: Eukaryota; Fungi; Chytridiomycota; Chytridiomycetes; Synchytriales; Synchytriaceae.